Molecule: messenger RNA, 759 nt
Organism: Penicillium malachiteum
Lineage: Eukaryota; Fungi; Ascomycota; Eurotiomycetes; Eurotiales; Aspergillaceae
Product: glutathione S-transferase family protein
Exons: 3
Coding region: 1-759 (252 amino acids)
Source: RefSeq, a predicted model, not a curated record
AUGCCUCACCCAGACAUCACCCUCUACACAGCCCAAACCCCCAACGGGAUCAAGAUCUCUAUCGCAUUGGAGGAGCUUGGCCUUCCCUACAAGGUCAAGAAUCUUGAUUUCUCCAAGAAUGAACAGAAGGAAGACUGGUUCCUCGAAAUCAACCCCAAUGGUCGCAUUCCGGCCCUGACCGAUGAGUUCACCGAUGGCCAAAAGAUUCACCUAUUUGAAUCUGGCGGCAUCUUAGAAUACCUCGUGGAACAAUAUGACACCGAUUACAAGAUCUCUUUCCCCAAGGGCACCCGUGAGCACUAUCAAAUGACAAACUGGCUCUACUUCCAAAAUGCGGGUGUGGGUCCCAUGCAAGGCCAAGCCAACCACUUUACAAGAUACGCACCGGAGCGAAUUGAAUAUGGUGUCAACCGAUACGUCAAUGAGACUCGCCGACUCUACGGUGUACUUGAUAAACACCUUGCUCAGUCCAAGUCUGGAUAUUUGGUUGGCGACCACAUUUCCAUCGCUGAUAUCUCACACUGGGGAUGGGUUGCCGCUGCAGGAUGGCCUGGUAUUGACAUUGAUGAAUUUCCUAACUUGAAGGCGUGGGAGGAGCGUAUGGCGCAGCGCGAGGGAGUUGAAAAGGGCCGUCAUGUUCCUUCUCCGCAUACCAUUAAAGAACUCAUUAAGGACAAGGAGGCCCAGGAGAAAUACGCAGCUGAGAGCCGAGCAUGGGUUCAGCAGGGAAUGAAGGAUGACGCAAAGAGCAAGGUCUAA